This is a messenger RNA of Cryptomeria japonica (Japanese cedar), 2419 nucleotides long. Its product is annotated as transcription factor MYB76. The transcript is spliced from 5 exons. The record is from RefSeq and is a predicted model, not a curated record. Lineage: Eukaryota; Viridiplantae; Streptophyta; Pinopsida; Cupressales; Cupressaceae. Bases 661 to 2019 code for a protein of 452 amino acids.
AGGAUAUUAAUAAAACAUUAUGGAUCCCUACUUGGGUUUGCUUUUUCUUAUUCUGCUUUUGCGUGAACUGCUAAGUUUGUAAGGGAAGUUUCAAAGCAGAAACUGAUAUUUGCGUGUUCAACAUUCUUACUCCCUUUACUUCAAUUUUCUAACUAGUUUUUUCCCCCUUUCCUAUUGUUUUUUGUCUGGUGGCAGGGAAAGAAAAAAAAACAUGGUGACCUCAGAAUGCCCAUGUAAUAAGGAGAACGAUGGCAAAAGUCGACGGCACUAAUAUUAUAGUAACUAUAUUUUCUCAAGACAUAACCCUAACCCUAACAGACACGCACAGUUGGUAAGUUCCCGCCAACAACAACCCUCCUGCCUAUCGUCAGCUUAUUCUUCUCACUAUAUAACUCUUCCAAGCUUUGCCAUUAUAACAAGGAUGAUUUAGUGACAAGAGCUCAAAUGCUUUUGCUCCUUCAUAAUCAUCCCUUGUAUCUCAUUGCACAAACAAGAAAAAAGGGCCACUCUUUUUACUUUCAGUCAUAGUGGUGCACUGCACUAACUGUCUUUGCUUGUCUGAGAUAUGAGUCUCAGCUGGACUUCUGUAGAUCUUUGAGUCCACAAUUUUGCUCCAGAGAUACUGUGGACCAGACACGAUCAUAAUUGCAGAGAUAAGACAUGGGGAGAAGUCCUUGUUGCGAUGAGAAUGGGCUGAAGAAGGGGCCUUGGACACCUGAGGAGGAUGAGAAACUUAUCCAAUACAUACAGAAGCAUGGUCAUGGCAGUUGGCGCGCAUUGCCUAAACACGCAGGAUUGCUUAGGUGUGGAAAGAGCUGCAGGCUUCGUUGGACAAACUACUUGAGACCAGAUAUAAAACGUGGGAAAUUCUCGUUUGAAGAGGAGCAGACUAUACUGCACCUCCAUGCUAUGUUAGGAAACAAGUGGUCUGCUAUAGCUGCUCACCUGCCUGGAAGAACUGAUAACGAGAUCAAGAACUACUGGAACACCCAUUUGAAGAAACGGCUGCUCCAAAUGGGUAUUGAUCCCAUGACCCACAGGCCACGGACAGAUCUUUUUCCUCCUUCAUUUGCUUCAUAUUUUGCUUCUCUGAAUCCAUGGGAGAGUGCAAGGCUUGAGGCUGAGGCAAGACUUGCUAGACACUACUUAAGCCUUGCAGCUUACAGAUCAUCCAGUGUGCCUGGCUCUGAAAAUGGGAACGUCAACCUAGACCUUAAUCUGCUCAGGUCUGCAUGCCAAUUCGAAGAUGCAACUGCAGCAGCAGCAACUUUCUGGGCCCAACAGCAGCAGCAGCAGCAACUUGCAGGAUCAAUGGCCUACGGUGCCCAGAAUUUAGACCAGCAUUUGGCCCAAGCAGCUCAAGCUAGCCAAUGCUCAAGAAGCUAUAGUAUGCCAGAUCCCAAUUCAAACAUGGAUGGUUGCUUAUCACUGCAGCAAGAUCAACAGGGCACUGUACCUCGCUUCUUAGACAAUAUGUGUUCUUUGGCUCUUGGCUGCACUUAUCCAACCAUGGAUCAAGCUGCCAUUGCUCCUCCAAGUGAUUCAUGCUUAACUGACGAGAGCCUCAAUCCACAUAGCACUGUGUUUACCACUGAGAACAGUCUAAAGCCUGAAGAGGAUCACAAACUGAGGAUGGUCAAGGUCUCCUAUCAUGAUGAAUACAGCAAUAAUUUGCUACCCAAUCCCAAAUCUGAAAUGCCUAGCCAUAAUGCUAAUACUAGUUUGGUAUGGCCAGAUCAUAAGUCCAAUUCACUUCCACCACUGAUAUCUGCAACAGGCUCACCAAGAUCAAAUACUUUCAAUAGCACCACCUCUUCUCCUCAUGGCUAUGCAGGUUCAAUUCCACCAGAGCUCCUCCUUGACUUCACAGAAAAUUCCAACAACCCCAAGGCAAUAUCAGGGACUCCCACAUGGUCAGAUUUAAAUACCGAAGAUGGCAAAGACUACUGGAGCAACAUGUUGAAGCUAGUAGACACUACCCCACCAGGGCCUGAAUAUAUCAUCAGACAGCAUCAAUAAUAAAAGUGGUUGGUCGUGGGGAGUGUGGCAAUCAUCAGUCUUAGCAAUGUGUAGUCUUCGCAAUGUGUACGUAUGUACAUACAGAAUUCCAAGGGAAUUUUUAUUGGGUUUGGCCAGUGUACAAAAGUUACAGUUUGAUUGAACACUUGAUAGUGUAUCCAUGGAUUCUGGUCUUCACUUCUGUCAUAAACGCAAUAAUUGAGUCUAUGUUUGUUACUUAGCUUUCAGGCAGAUGGAUUUUCCUAUGCUAUUUAUUGCUGUAUAUUAAUGAACAGUUGUGUUUUGGUGCGGUGCAUAUUCAAAUAUACCAUUAAAUUGCGUGUUAAAACUGCCUGCUAUGUAACCUAACAGUCAAGGACUCAAUUUGUAUGGCAGCCAUUAAACCUUUUGUGGGGCUUCA